This is a messenger RNA of Thlaspi arvense, 1303 nucleotides long. The record is from the annotation of a GenBank genome assembly. Lineage: Eukaryota; Viridiplantae; Streptophyta; Magnoliopsida; Brassicales; Brassicaceae.
AUGACCAAGAAAAGAGCUGGGAUCGAUAACUGUUCUAAUCGCGUUGAAUCGUUCGAUUGGGACAGCGACGAUGCAGACCAAGUAUCUUGUCUUGUACGUACCACGGAUAACUCAACAUUUCGGAGACUCGAUCUUGGACCAGCUACGAACGACCCGGAUCGCGUUAGAAGAAUUAUCGCUAUAGUUGUGGUUCCUACCGUCAUUAAUCUUUUCGUGCUCAUUGGUUUGAUCAGAGCUUAUGGUCGGAUGAGAAAAUCGAAAAAUGAAACCAGUGAUCAAGAGAAGCGUUUGCUUCUAACGUGGAAUGUAAGGUACAGAAUUAUAGAAGGCGUCGCGCGAGGUCUUCUUUAUCUACACGAAGAUUCUCAGCUGAGGAUUAUUCACCGAGACUUGAAGGCGAGCAAUAUUCUUUUAGACGCUGAGAUGAACCCUAAAGUUUCAGACUUUGGGAUGGCGAGGUUAUUUAACUUAGACCAGACUCGAGGAGUGACAAGAAGACGCGUUGGAACCCUUGGCUACAUGGCUCCUGAAUACGCUAGGAACGGAAGAAUAUCAGUGAAAACAGACGUUUACAGUUUCGGGGUUGUGCUUCUGGAGAUGAUAACCGGUCAAAGUAACCAGAACUACUUCGAAGCCUUGGGGCUCCCUGCACAUGCAUGGAAAUGUUGGGUUGCGGGAGAGGCUGCGAGUAUCAUCGAUCCUGUCUUGAGUAGAAGCCCAACAAGCGAGAUCAUGAGGUUCAUCCACAUUGGUUUGUUGUGCGUUCAAGAGAAUGUUGCAAAGAGACCGACCAUGAGUUUGGUUAUUCAAUGGCUUGGUAGUGACACUAUCUCGAUUCCUUUACCUACAGCUGCUGGUUUCACCCUACAUCUUCCGCCCGAAUUGCAUAGAACCGAUGCAACGAAUCAAGUCAAAGGUGAAGCUGGUACUCUUUCAUUGAACAAGUUAUCAAUCACCGAGUUAAGUCCUCGUUGAAUCCGAGAUCUCUAUGUAGACUCAUAUACUUCUAGGUGCUUUAAUACUUGAAGCACGGUACAAGAACGUUCUUGUUUUUGUCUAAAAACUCUCGCUGCUCAUGAUCAUUUUAUUAACAUUUGGUCUUGUCUCUCGAGAUAUUUUCCCCAUUGGCAAAUAGAAUAUUACUGUAUGAAUUGAAUUCUUAUUUCCAAAACUUCGUCACCAGUAUAUUCACUUUUUUUCUUCUUUCUUUUGCUUUUCACUUUGAUAGUUUGUGUACCCUUUGUUAUUGAAACUUAAAUUUUAAAAAGUUGUUUAAAAUUCAAUAUUAUUGAACUAAUGAUUU